Molecule: messenger RNA, 1519 nt
Organism: Talaromyces proteolyticus
Lineage: Eukaryota; Fungi; Ascomycota; Eurotiomycetes; Eurotiales; Trichocomaceae
Exons: 6
Coding region: 154-1152 (332 amino acids)
Cellular component (GO): RNA polymerase II transcription regulator complex
Molecular function (GO): transcription cis-regulatory region binding; DNA-binding transcription activator activity, RNA polymerase II-specific
Source: RefSeq, a predicted model, not a curated record
CACCAGCCAAAGUUACAUAAACAUACACUUUUCUUUAUCAAGAGAGCACGGUACAGACAGCGUCUCUUGGUAUAAUCAAUCAUUGAAUCGUUAUUUCUCUAUUUGUACUAAUUAUCCUACAACAAAUAUCAAUUAUCCUGUAUUUUCAACGUGAUGUCUAAGAAGGAAUCAUCGUCAACCAGAUUCAAGUUCUUUUCUGGGGCUAUAGGAUCUGUAUUCGAUAAGUCUCGACGCAAGACUGCUGCUGGUGAUGGUGGUGAUGUCGAGUCUGGAAAAACAGACAAGGCGGCGUAUACUCGCAGACGCGAACAAAUCAGACGCGCACAGAGGUAUAAUAAUAACAAACCAGAUCCACCCAAUAACUCAAUCCAUUGCAUUCUAUCUGACUGGGAUAUUAGAAAACACCGCGAGAGGAAAGAAGUGUACAUGAAGUCUCUAGAGGACCGAAUUCUCGACCUCCAUGACGAUGUGGCACUCAGGCAGGAAUUCCAAGACGCGAGUAUCGAAAACUCAAUCUUGAAAGAUAUCUUGAAAACACACAACAUCAACAUCCCGACUCUAUCUCCAGCAUCUCAGCAGGGAAAUACAGCUAUCAUGCAGCUCAGAUUUGGUCAGUUAGGGGCAGGUGAACUGCAAAACGCGCUUUCACUUCCUCUAGGAACAUCGGGAGAAUCCCCUUCAGAAACUUUGGGGAAAACUCCUUCUGCGACCGCUGGAUCACCAAAAGUCCACCCUCACGGACUAGAUAGUAUUCAAACAGGGAUAGAUUUUGUCUUACAACUUGAAAAACCGUGUCUGGAGCACACCAUGCUUCCCAUUCAAGCGGGUGAAUCACAUGGUCACGCAUUGACUUUACAAGCGUCACUUCUCUGUCAUGCACCACAUUUCGGUGCAGAAAGCUCAUGGGCAGUACCGGCUGUUGAAUUCGAAAAAUUGUUCCAGCUAUCAAAAAGACUGGAUCUCGACGGAGAAAUCACACCAGUGCAGGCGUGGAAUUGCAUCAAAUCGCACGACCGUUUCCAGAAUCUUACUCCCGCUAGCCUGGGAGCAUUGCGGGAUUCGAUAGCUACGAAAAUUAGUUGCUUCGGUUUUGGUGCUGUCAUCGAAGAGUUGGACCUCUCUGAUAUAAUAGACGCGCAUUUAGCAAAGUGAAUAUCGCAAGAUUGAGCACCGCCACGUAAAUGCCAAAAAUAAAGUCUUUGGCUUCCUUUUGCAACCACAUAUACGGUCCAAGCCUGGGGAAAAGUCAAAAGUGUUUAGAACGACCUGUGACUAGAUAUCUCAUCGAGCGCCUGUUUAGCACCGGAGAGAAGAUAGGCUUGUCUUUGGCCAUGAAUUUAGCUUAUAACCUCGACGAAGAAAAUAAACUCGGAGACAUAUUAGGGAAUAAAAAUUAACUGACACUGAAAGGAUAUUAUGCUUGUUAUAGCUCUAAUGAAUAUAUAGCCCUAUUAUAGGCAGACACAUAUACCAGCUGGCAUAAAUAGUAUUUAGACUAGCGUUGGAAAGGCCUUCUUCC